CGUGGAGUGGGGGCGUAACCAAUGAGGAAAACCCAAAUGACGGAAGCAUCUACCUAGCGGUGCUGUUUCAACCUUACGGUGCCAUGAAUUGUAUGUAUAUAUUCCCUAUUUAUGGCAUUGAAUGACCAUAUGGAUGUAACUCGGAACAAACUGAAGAUUGCAAGCUACUUAUUUUUGUAAAAGCAGGAUAAAAAAUGAGCAACAUCCUACACGCGGCAUCAAAAGUGAAAUGGAAUCAGAGCACUGCGGCGAAAAGAGCGGUGUUCCUGGCGGCCGCCGUAUACGGGGCGAAAACGCUUUACCCCAUCAUCUGCAAACAAAUAAAUCAACGGAAAACAACCAAGAACAACACAUCUGCACCAGGACAUGAGAAUGGAUUGAUAUCUACUCAUAAAGCUACACCAGACACUGUGUCUGGUCUUAGUAAAUCACCCGGUGUCAAUGCGGAAUUCUUCAAGCAGAUUCUUGAACUGGUUAAAAUCGUAUUUCCGAGGUUUGUAAGUAAAGAACUGGGUUUACUAUGUUUACAUUCACUAGCUCUCGUUUCACGGACGUUUCUGUCUAUUUAUGUGGCAGGUUUGGAUGGUAAAAUAGUGAAAACAAUCGUAGAGAAGCAGCCGCGGAGCUUCAUGAUCAAACUGAUGAAAUGGCUUCUGAUCGCCAUCCCUGCCACAUUCGUCAACAGCGCGAUCCGUUAUCUGGAGUGCAAGCUCGCGCUCGCGUUCCGCACGCGUUUGGUAGAUCAUGCAUAUAAAACGUAUUUCACCAAUCAGACCUAUUAUAAGGUCAGUAAUAUGGACGGGAGACUGGCGAAUCCGGACCAGUCUCUGACCGAGGAUGUGAUGAUGUUCUCGCAGUCCAUUGCGCAUCUGUACUCAAACCUCACCAAACCCAUCCUAGACGUGAUACUGACUUCAUAUACUUUAAUACAGACUGCGCGAUCUCGGGGUGCGAACGCAACCGGACCGACUCUGUUAGCGGGUCUGGUGGUGUUCGCCACGGCGAAGGUUCUGCGCGCCUGCUCGCCGAAGUUCGGUAAGCUGGUGGCAGAGGAGGCGCACAGGAAGGGCUACCUGCGAUAUGUGCACUCCAGAAUCAUAGCCAAUGCAGAGGAAAUCGCCUUCUAUAGGGGACAUACGGUGGAGAUGAGGCAGCUGCAGAAGUGUUACAGUGCCCUGGCAGAACAGAUGAAACUCAUCCUAUCGAAACGUCUGUGGUACAUCAUGAUCGAACAGUUUCUCAUGAAGUACGUCUGGAGUGGAUGUGGUCUGGUUAUGGUCGCAGUCCCCAUCAUCACUGCAACUGGCUUUGCUGAUAACGAGCUGGCGGAUGGUCAGACACAAGUGUUGGUGAGUGAAAGAACUGAAGCCUUCACAACAGCACGCAAUCUAUUGGCCUCGGGGGCUGAUGCCAUUGAAAGGAUCAUGUCUUCUUAUAAAGAGCAGUGCUGCAACAAAGGCUGGAGCAUGGCUACAGGCCUCUAGCAACUGAAACCACAAAGGAUGUGAUGUCACGCAGCAGUGAAAGCUGGGAAUCUUUGCGUAUAGGCUAGUGAUCGGUGUUGGUAUCAACUGCCACUCUGUUGACUAAGCCAGCUGGGCAACUUAAUCCACCAUCUGUUGAACAGAGAGCAUCAGUCAGUCCCGCUUCACAGAUGCUGCGUGUGUCUAUUACCACUAUAGACACUAUAAAGCACGACAUCAUGCUAUUUCAGACCUUUUAAAUAGCAUAUUGUGUUAGAAUUGUAAUUGUCAGCUAACCCUACAUGUGAUUUGUUAAUAAUAAAUUAACAUUUUGACAUUUUCUCAAGAAACGUAAAUGUGAGCAGUGCCUACUAGUGUAAUGUAAUGUCAUGUUGCCAGGUCGUAGCUAUGUAUGUGGUUGUUUAGGUCAUUGCUAUACUUUUAGGCCAUUGACUGUAUACUAUUGCUGUGACAGUCGGUGGCUGUAAUGAGUGCACGAAGACAAGGAGUACAAAAUAGACUUUAAUAAUAACUUUCACAAGGAAACACGCAGGAGAAAAGAAUAACUUAACCACAUAAUACUAAGACUAUACUGGACAAAGAAACUAUGGAAACACAGGGCUUAAAUACAUGAGGAGCAUAAUCGGGGUAAAACAAAACAGAACAGGUCCAGGAACUAUCUUACUAACCAGGGAAACUACCUAGGGAACGCAGGGAGGCAGACAAACAGCGAAACCAAUACACCAGAACAAAACAUGUUCCCCCACCGUAACAGUCUAACUGAGAAGGGGCUCUGGAGGAGGACAUGGAGCAGGUAAAAGGCAGGAACAGAGAGGCGCUGACAGCAGGAGAGGACGGUGGGAGGAGCCAGGAGCAGGAGGAGCCAGACGGGGACCCAAAGCACAGACAGGAAGAUGUCCCACGGCAGAGUUGAGGGAGGAAGGAGCCAAGGUGGAGGUUUGGCUGUUGACACCAGGGGGACGACAGACGGAGACAAAGCCGAUGGAGGUGGAGACCCAGGUGGAGCUGAUGAGCCCACGCAAAAUUGAUGCUCUGGAGACUGAUGUGGAGCUGCAGUGAUGAGCAUCCGAGGUGGAGCCAGGGUUCCAGAGAACUGAGGUACAGCCGGUGAAACUAAGGACCAAAGUGGAGCUGGAGGGAAGGUGAAGUCCGACAGAGCCAAAAGGGGUGGAGAGAUGAAGUGCAGCUGAAGGCCCGCAAGUCCGUGGCACAAGCAGAGAGACGUUUGACCAAGGCAGAGCUGGAGGGACGACGGAGCCCGGUGGAGCCAUAAGGACGAUGGUGGAGCUGAGGGUAGGAGGAGCCAAGGUAGAGCCGACAGGUUGACAAGCCGAGAUGGAGCGAUAGACUGGAGGCGAAGCCAGGGGAUCCUCUUGACAAGGCGGAGCUGGUGACCGGAAGACACGAGGGUCACAUAGGCUACUGUACUAAAUAUCUUUAUAUUGUUGUUAUUAUAUUAUAUAUUAUACCAAAUAUUAUAUUAUACAUUGCCUACGCAACGCAUAUUCGCACGCAUUAGCAUACAGGUGACCACAGACAUGUAGACUGAUGACUACCGCAAGGUCAGUUACAUGGCGAUCACGUCACUUCAUAAUGUCAGAUUUCAAGUUGAAGAGUAAUGUACUCACCACUGCCAUGUUCCCUCACGAUGAGGCCAAAACAGCUGAAAAUAUUCGCAAGGAAUUGCAGAAGCAGCUUGUGUCAGUUCUCAAGUUUGAUCCCUCUGUAAUGAGUAAGGUGGUGUGGGUAACAGAUCAAGGUUAGAAUAUUGUUGCUGCAUUACGACCUUACCGGUGCUUAGACUGUCAGGACCACAUCUACAACACGGUCCUCCGACAUGCCUUGGACAUCACAGAGCUGUCAGUAACAGUCCCAGAGGUUGGUGGAACGUUGCUGGCUGUCAAGAAAAUAGUCCGGUUCGUGAAACAAAGCGGCCUGGCAAGUCAGUUAUCCAAGACCAUUCUGCAGAUGGGAGAAACAUGUUACAGCACUGUAUUUCUUACGCUCAAGUCUAUCAAGGACAUGUAUGCUGAACUACGUGAAAAUCUGGAGAGUCGUGGGGAGGCCCAAAGAAUGGCUGAUGUGUCCCCAGAUGUUCUGGAUUUUUUGGUCGUUUUCUCCACCCCUUCUACGAAGCCCAGCGGGAGUUGGAAGUUGAUCAAUAUCCAACUUUGAACCUUGUUGUGUUGUGGCACAAGAGGCUGAAGCAUCAUUGCCAGCCAGUAAGCACUGACAUGCUUACCAAGCCACCAUCCGCCAGCGCCACUUGGAAUGGAUUGGUAAAAAGGUCCAGAUUCAGCCACUCCAUAAACUGGCAAUAUUCCUGUGGCCAAAAUUCAACCAGUUGCGGAUGUUCUGUGAAACUGAGAGAGAUGCCAUACUGCAAGAUGCAAAGAGCUGGAUCGCAAGCUAUCUAGCAACCGGUGGAAAUGCGACUGAGGAGCCAGCUAGUGAUGUGACGUCAGAUACUCCGCCACCGGCAGCAAAAAAGAGAGCCUUGUCAGACUUUGAAUUGGAGUGGGAGAAUCAUGUCACCCAGGGUAAUGACACAGCUGUGGAUGAGGUCCACAUAUACCUCAACCUUACCCCCAGCAAGGAAUAUAAGAUUUGCUGGGUUGGUGGAGUCAACAUGACAAGACCAUUCCUUUGUUGUCAGGACUCGCCCGUCAGGUGUUGAGCAUACCUGCAAGCAGCAGUAGCAAUGAACGCGUUUUCAGCACAGCAGGGAGGACGCUGGAGGAGAGGAGUACAUCUCUGAAGCCUUCAACAGUGGAUGCUAUUGUUUUUCUUCACAACGUGCGCAAAUAAACGGUGAAUGAUGACCACCGUACAUGCCUACAGUUCAACGGAUUUAUUUAUUUUUUAUUAUUAUUUAACGUUAGCCAGUUGGUGAAGAGUUCUUGAAACAUUGUUCUUUAGUUACUUAACAUCAAAGAAAGGUAGGUCAUAAAUCUUUAUUUACUUAUUUGUUGCUGGAUCACGAAGCUUGGCUAUAUUCUAUACUGCAUGGUUAUGCUUCUCUGUAAUGGACAGUCUGUAUUAAUAUUUGUGGCCAUGAUUGUCGGUGGUGGAAGUUAUGUUUGAGGCCUACAAUAAAAGUUUACCUCUUAGUAGCGUGUGUAUGU
Messenger RNA from Ctenopharyngodon idella (grass carp), 4609 nucleotides. It is a transcript of the gene abcd2, whose product is annotated as ATP-binding cassette sub-family D member 2. The record is from RefSeq and is a predicted model, not a curated record. The coding region runs from base 195 to 1484 and encodes 429 amino acids. Gene Ontology annotation, molecular function: ATP hydrolysis activity; long-chain fatty acid transmembrane transporter activity; ATP binding. Gene Ontology annotation, cellular component: peroxisomal membrane. The transcript is spliced from 4 exons. Gene Ontology annotation, biological process: peroxisome organization; fatty acid beta-oxidation; long-chain fatty acid import into peroxisome. NCBI's taxonomy places the organism in Eukaryota, Metazoa, Chordata, Actinopteri, Cypriniformes, Xenocyprididae.